Drosophila miranda is the source of this 3184-nucleotide messenger RNA. RefSeq names its product organic cation transporter protein. The transcript has 8 exons. Lineage: Eukaryota; Metazoa; Arthropoda; Insecta; Diptera; Drosophilidae. Gene Ontology annotation, cellular component: membrane. Gene Ontology annotation, molecular function: transmembrane transporter activity. The record is from RefSeq and is a predicted model, not a curated record. Gene Ontology annotation, biological process: transmembrane transport. The coding region runs from base 628 to 2319 and encodes 563 amino acids.
GUUCAGUUGCUCUUGGUCAGUCGUUGUGUGCGGAGCGCCCCAGAGCAGUAGCCCCCCAGAGAGUCUUUGUCGCUGACGCUGUCGCUGUCGCUGUCUCCGUGUGUCAGUCUCCGUCUCCGUCUGCGUCUCCGUCUCCGUCGUCCGUCGGAAUCUCAUUCUGAAUCUCAAUCGCAUAGGAAAUAGUGCGAGAGCAGGAAGAGUUUUUGUUCGUGUAAGACAAACGUUAUAGCGGUUACGGGUACGGGUUGCCAGUGCGGGACACGCGGUGUCCGUAGUGCGGGUGCGGGUGCGGGUGCUGGUGCUGCGCUCUUAGCUGUAAAUUUAUCAAACAAACGAACAAACAAAAAAAAAAAAGGAGAAUCGAGGCGACAACCGUGCGACGGAUUUCCGCGCCAAAGACAUCAUCAUCAAAACCAAACUCAAAUUCAAACUGAAACCAAAACUCCAAGAAGUACUCUGAGAAGCGGCACUACCAGCAGCAACAGGAAGCGGGCUAAGGAAAUCACCAGCAUCCUUGCCAAUUGUGCAGCAGAGUGCUGGCUGCAGGCCAAGCUCUGAGAGGAGUGGCAGCAACAGCAGCAUCCAGUGGCAACUUGUUUUGUAUAUCCAUAAGUUCCUGUGUGCAUCAUGCACAACACCGGCAAACCAACCACCGCCUCUCCGCCCACAGCACAGCAGCAGCAGCAGCAGGCAAGGCCACAGUCGCCGUCCCCCGGACGGAAUCCCGCGGAGGAUGAGGACGAGACCGAUGUGAUUGGCGACCUGAUGGGGCACUACGGCAAGUGGCAGCUGCUGAUGACGGUGCUGCUGUCGCUCUUCCAAGUGCCCAACACCUUUCACAUAUCCUCGUCGGUGUACCAGGCGGCCAACAAGGACUUCUGGUGCCAGCGGCCGCUGGAGCUGCAGCAGAUGCCCGUCGACGAGUGGCGCAACCUGAGCGGCUCCAACGACAACUGUCAUCGCUGGGAGGGCAUCGGCUGGAGCAGCCUGGCGAAUGAUACCACGCUGCAAGAGGCAGCGGAGGUGGUGGCCAGCGUGGGCAAUCUGGUGGCCUGCGAGAGCUGGGAAUACGAGACGCACGACAAUGUCGGGAACACUUGGACGUCGGAGUGGGAUCUGGUGUGCGACAAGGAGCACCUGAAGAACGUGGCCGAGAUGUUCUUCCUGCUGGGCGUGGCAACAGGUGGCAUCAUCUCCGGCUAUCUUUCCGACAAGUUUGGCCGCAAGACAAUGCUCUUCAUAUCGGCCAUCCUGCAGACCAUAUUCGGUCUCUGCCUGUACUUCUGCAGCUCCUUCGAACUGUAUCUAACGCUGCGCGCCCUCCUCGGACUGGUGUCCGUUUCGGUCACCUACUCGGCCCUCAUUCUGGCCAUCGAGUACGUGGAUGGCAAGUGGCGGACCAUCGCCGGGAUGUACAAUCUCUUUCCACUGCCAAUCUCCUACAUGAUCAUCUCGGGCCUGGCCUAUCUCACGCAAGACUACCAGGCCCUGCAGCUGUGCAUCGGUUUGCCGGGAAUAUUCCUCUGUUUUCUCUGGUUCGUGGUCCCGGAAUCGCCGCGCUGGCUGCUGGUCAAGGGUCGUGUCGAUGAGGUGCGCCGCAUCAUCGAGGCGGCGGCCAAAUUCAACGGACGCCAGCUCCCAGUGGACUACCAGCUGACGCCGCCGACGCAGGAGAGCAGCUCCCAGAACAUAACGCAUCUGUUCCGCUCCAGCUAUCUGCGGCGCAUCACCAUCUGCUUCCUCUGCAUUUGGUUCACCAUGAAUCUGGUCUACUACGGCAUUAUCCUCAACAUGAGCUCCUUCGGGGGCAAUGUCUACUUGAAUUCGGCGCUAGCUGGCCUAGUCGAAAUACCCGCCAUCGCCGUGGCCAUGUACAUCAUCACUAAGGUGGGCAAGAAGUGGCUCUUCUGCGCCACACUCUUCUGUGCCGGCGUGGCCUGCUUCUGCGCCACCAUCACCGAGGGGCGCGAGGACAUACUCUGGCUGAAGAUCACAUUCCUGAUGAUGGGCAAGUUCACGAUCAGUGCCGGGAACACCAUCAUGCCGGUCUACACCGCCGAACUGUAUCCCACGGCCAUUCGCAAUGUCGGCGUGGGCGCCUGCAACGUGGCCGCUGGAUUGGCCCUGAUCCUGACACCCUAUAUAUCGCUGCUGAACAAAAUCGAGGGCCACUUGCUGAUGGCUCUGCUCACCGCCUGGAGCAUCUUUGGGGGCUUUGUGGUGCUCUUUCUGCCCGCGACGGCCGUCCGACGCAAUGCUGCCAACUCGGGAUCGGGCGGUGGCAAUCAGAAUGCUGCCAGUGCUGCCAAGCAGGUGUAAUAAUCGCUGCUGUCCUGCCCAGCCUCUCUGCCCUGCCCUGUCUCUGCCUCUGCCUCUGCCUCUACCUGUGCCCCGCCCUGAAGAACAAUAUAUAUUUUGGCUGGUCCAAAGUAUAAGCUGAUGAUGAGAAGAAGAGAAGUACAGACCCCAGCCCAGCCACGCGCCUGGAACCUGUAACGAGUCGACAUAUCCACCGCCUCAAGCCACCUCUAUCCAAUAGAUCCAAGAGAUCCCACAGAUCCCACAGAUAAAUAGAUAAACCAAAUCGAUUUGACACGCAGUUAUUGUAUGAAUGGUAAUCGAGCAAUCGAAUGUCCAGAUCUAUGCCAAUUUAGAACGCUAGAACGUCACAGAAUGUCAGGCAGGACCUUGUUUUUGCGUAGCACGUAGUGAGUACGAGUAUCUUAACAAUUAAUAAAACUACAACUAAAACUAAAACUAAAACUAAAGCGUAAUGUAACGUAAUGGCUUAUAGCUUAUGUCAUAGUCUCUAAGUAUCGGAACACAAACCGCAAAAAGCAACAGAAAUACUACCCUGACAAAAUCCGUAGUAGAUUCUGUGUCUUUCCAGAGCUCAAACGAGGCUUCGGUUCGCAUCGAAGGCAAUGAAUUUUUACACAGAGUUCGGGGAGGUCUAUCAACAGAUAUCCCCCACUGGAACUCUGUGCAAAUUUUGAGUAAAUCCCAUAGAAUAUCUUGUUGAAUUAAUGCAUGUACACAAGUAUUGCUAAUCUAAUUACAACACACCCACACACACAAAUUAUAUUCUUGUCAAUAUGUCUUGUCAAUAUCUCAACGUACACAUAAUCUUCUUAUCGUCGUCGUCGUCUUCUUGUUGUCUAUUAAUAAAAAAUGUUUUCCAAAA